ACUAAACCAGUCAAUCUCCAGUGAGUAGCGUUAUCCCUAAACCAAAGGCCAAGGCGCAGUGAAGUGGCGGAUUGGAGAGGAAGAUGAAGGUCGUGGCGUUAGUCAGCGGCGGCAAGGACAGCUGUUACGCCAUGAUGAAAUGCAUCGAAUACGGCCACGAGAUUGUUGCAUUGGCGAAUUUGUUACCGUCUGAUGAUUCGGUGGAUGAGUUGGAUAGCUAUAUGUAUCAAACUGUUGGACACCAAAUAAUUGUGAGCUAUGCUGAGUGCAUGGGGUUGCCAUUGUUCAGAAGAAGGAUACAAGGCUCUACAAGGCAAGCCGUUUUAUACGGAAAUUCUUUGGUAUAAAAACCUUACCUACAAAAUGACACCAGGAGAUGAAGUUGAAGAUUUGUUUAUUUUGUUGAAUGAAGUAAAAAGACAAAUACCAUCUGUUACAGCAGUAUCUUCAGGUGCUAUUGCUUCAGAUUAUCAAAGGCUACGUGUGGAAAGUGUUUGUUCUAGGUUAGGAUUAGUUUCUCUGGCAUAUUUGUGGAAGCAAGAUCAGUCAAUUCUCCUUCAUGAAAUGAUAACCAGUGGUAUUAAGGCAAUCACAGUUAAGGUUGCAGCUAUGGGGUUGGACCCUGGAAAACACUUGGGCAAAGAAAUAGCAUUCUUGGAUCCUUAUUUGCAUAAGUUGAAAGAAUUGUAUGGGAUUAAUGUCUGUGGUGAAGGAGGGGAAUAUGAAACAUUGACACUUGAUUGUCCACUCUUUGUUAAUGCUCGAAUUGUGCUCGAUGAAUUUCAAGUUGUACUACACUCCCCAGAUGCCAUUGCCCCAGUUGGGGUCCUUCAUCCCCUGGCAUUUCAUUUGGAGAGUAAGUCAGUGUCCUCUUCAUUAAGUGGCAGUGAGAAAACUGAGAAUUUAUGUAAAGAGAAAACUGGUGUUGUAUUUGAAGUGCAAGGAGAGUAUCCUGAAAGAUGUGAGAGUAUUAGCCAGUCUACUGCUGAAGUUACCAAUCUAGUUGAAGUUACAAAUCACAGACUUUACAGUUCUAAGACAAAGAAAGAUAAUGCAUUUUCUAUAAGUUGCUGGUUGCAAGUUUCAUGCAAAACUUCAGCAGGUUUGCAAGAAGAUUUAACAGUUGUGCUAAAGCAAAUUGAAUCACAACUUGUCGGAUAUGGUUUGGGCUGGGAGCAUGUCCUCUAUGUACAUCUCUACAUUGCUAAUAUGAAUGACUUUGCAAUAGCAAAUGAGACAUAUGUGAAAUUUAUUACACAGGAGAAGUGCCCACUUGGUGUUCCAUCCCGCAGUACAAUUGAACUGCCUUUGUUGGAAUCUGGUUUUGGAAAGGCAUACAUUGAAGUUCUAGUGGGAAAUGAUAAAAGCAAAAAGGUUUUACAUGUACAAAGUAUAUCCUGCUGGGCACCGAGUUGCAUUGGACCAUAUAGUCAGGCGACCUUGCAUAAGGAAGUACUUCACAUGGCUGGACAGUUGGGCCUUGAUCCUCCCACCAUGGCUCUGUGUGAUGGAGGCCUUGCUACAGAGCUGGAGCAAGCACUACAAAACAGUGAAGCUGUGGCAAAAAGAUUUAAUAGUUCAAUAUCUACGUCAACUAUUUUCUUUGUUAUUUACUGUUCAGCACGUGUUGCAUUGUCUGAGAGACAAAAAAUACUGGACAAGCUGGACAAUUUUCUGAAGCAAUUGAGAAUCUCUUAUUUAGAAGGAAGCAUGUCUAAAGUACUUGAUCCCAUUUUCCUGUAUGUCCUUGUCUCUGAUCUACCAAAAAGAGCACUUGUAGAAAUAAAACCCAUUCUUCAUGUCACGGAGGAUUUGGAAACAGAGAGUGAGAUUGUGCAAGACCCAUAUCGUAUGAACACACCUAAUUAUCGGGGUUUCCAGCAUGCAGAUUGGCAUGAUUCUUGCCUUCAGAAAUGUGUUAUUGGUGAAAAGAUAUGUGCUAUGUUUUUAAGUAUCACUGGUGAAGUUGCUGCCAAUAUCUGUUCAGAGGCUCAAAGUGCCAAUCAUAAUGUGACUCAUCAAACUUCUCUGACAGAGGGACAAAUGGAAAGAAUAUCACAGUUUUGCAUGUAUCUUCUCAAUAAAACAAUCAUAGAAAAUAACUUCUCUUGGGGAGAUGUAAUGAACUUGAGACUCUACAUCCCAACAAGCAUUGGCAUGCCCAUGGAGACACUGUCGGCCAUCUUCACCAAUUCAUUCAAUGAACUCACUAGAAUGGAUCAGAGGCUGAAAAUUGAUGGGGAAACCAUUUUUAACCUUGUUCCAGUCUUAGGUUCUGGAAAGUCUGCUGCAUCCAUGAAUGAUAUAAUUACUUGCGAAUUAUUUGCGCAGAGAUGCUGAAACUUGGGAAAGUUUAAUUGAUGUUAAGAUAUUUAUAGAAAAACCAUUUCAUAACAUUCUUGAUCUUUUCGCCAAGAUUGGGGGUAGCAUGUAAAACCAAGUGAUGAUAAAAUUUGGUCAAGCUACAGUAUUCAUUUGAGGGCUAAAAGUUUUGGGCAUUGAUACCUCAGAUUUUUUACAAUAGAUUUUAAGUGCUUUAUUAAUCAAAUUUUAAUUUUAUA
Mangifera indica (mango) is the source of this 2561-nucleotide messenger RNA. RefSeq names its product diphthine--ammonia ligase. Gene Ontology annotation, molecular function: diphthine-ammonia ligase activity. The coding region runs from base 259 to 2340 and encodes 693 amino acids. The record is from RefSeq and is a predicted model, not a curated record. The transcript is spliced from 12 exons. Gene Ontology annotation, biological process: protein histidyl modification to diphthamide. Lineage: Eukaryota; Viridiplantae; Streptophyta; Magnoliopsida; Sapindales; Anacardiaceae.